Messenger RNA from Penicillium egyptiacum, 669 nucleotides. NCBI's taxonomy places the organism in Eukaryota, Fungi, Ascomycota, Eurotiomycetes, Eurotiales, Aspergillaceae. The record is from the annotation of a GenBank genome assembly.
AUGGCAUGGUCUUCAUACCACGCCGCUUCGAACGCUUCCGGUACGCCUGGCCAAGACCAGAGUGCUAGGGAUCUUUACCAUCCCUAUGGUUCUGCUGCUCAUCAGUACCCGCCCUCCGUGGCCGCAGAGCCAUCGAUGUUCUCCGAGAACCACCUUCUGUACAAUACGCUCAUGCAACACUCCUCUGCAUCAGUUCACCCCAGCUACUCCAUUCCUUUUGCUUCGGCUCAUGCCAACUUCAAUUCUGCCAAUCACAAUACGGUACACCAUCCCUCGAUCGAGAACAAUAGACCCAGUGAGCCCUCCACUAUGGGGUAUCUCAGCUCUGGACAUAGUAGUAUGUGCUCUACACCAUCGGGAUCGGGGUCAUCAACUCCGUCUAUGUAUGAGAUACCCCAAUCAAGUGUCAGUGGACCUGAAGUCCAGACCAUCUGUGGCGGUGGUCGAGCACAUAGACCGAAACACGACGAACUCUACGGCACGUACAUAUGCAACUGGAAAGACUGUAAAUACCGCGGUAUGUUCUCUCGCAAGGGAGUUCUCAUGCGCCAUAUAGAAACGCAGCAUGUCGCACCGCACUCAUUCGACUGUCCUGUGUGUGGAAAGCUCUUCUGUCGGCGGGACAAUAUGACCGAGCACUUGGGGAGAGUUCAUUGUCAGCGAGUCUGA